AUGGUGGUGGAACGAGUUUCUACCGCCGAAUACCUCGGUAAGUGGCACGUUGAUGCUGUCCAUGCUCAUCGCCAUCCAGGCCGAGUGCGGGCCGCAGCGGCGCGCAGGACCUCAGAGAAGCUCUACAAGCGUCUAGUUAAGUAUGGGCGCGGAUACGAGGUUCGUCCGGAGGAGGAUAUCCCGGGAAGUCGCGUUCUGCUCGGCGAGUUGCUGCUCGUCAGCUUCGUCGAGCAGUGCAACUCCGGAGGCUCCGCUGAAGACAUGAUGGAACAGUUCCACAACAAGUGCCUGCACGAGAUAUCUCAGACGGGCUACCUUCUGUCCUACGCGCAGCCGUACAACCUGCCGCCUCUGAUGACGAUCCAGAACCUGCGGAGGUUCGGCAGCAGCCACAGCCUGAGUGACCUGUCGCCGUGCUCCCCUCAGGCCACCGGGUCGCCGACUAGCCGCUCUCCCAGCAGGGUGGCGAGUCCAACCGCCCCCCUAAACAUAAGCGAGGUCGACGUCGACGCGUCGACGCGCAUGACCAUAGGGGAGUUUAGGGACAAUGAGGCCAACGUAGGCCAGUCGCCACGCAGUGUCGCAGAAAAUGACAUGAGCGAUGCGGCCAUGAUGGCUGCAACACGUCCCACCGUCCAACGACAAGUAAGCAGCAUACCGUUCGGGGCCGAGAGCGCAGAAGUGUUCUACGGCCCGGCGCAAUACUCCAAGUCGCCGCAAAGGCUGCUGGAAACAAUCGGCCAUACAUCCGCUCAUUUGCGCGUGUGGGACUCCCGAGAGCUCGAGAGUGUUGUUCCACGAAACUGCACUGUGCUUUGGAAGUCGAGAAUCGCAACCUUGUUCACCAUCGCAGCUUCCUUUUGCGGCGAUGGGCAUGUCUACACCUGUACCCAGUGCAAGCAGCUGCUGAGGGUCAUAAGCUCAUCCUUCCCUUGGAGCUUGACCCUGCUUAUGCGGUGUAUGAAACGCAUCGAUCACCUGGAGACAGUGUACAGCCAAAUGUUCCACCGGCUGGUCCGGCUGUACAGCAAAGGCGACGCGCUGACGGGCACCUAUUACGCACAUGUGGCAACCGGCAUUGCCUACACGGUGGACACUCCAGCGCUGGUCGAAACGGAGCCGAAGACGCUUGUCCAUAUCCUUGCAGGGUGGCUGGCGGAUCGGCGCAUUCACAGAUUCAUCGAGCCCUAUCCAAGCAUCAAGCUGCACAAGAUCCUGCUGGCGGCCAUCAUGAAGCUGGGCCCCUCAAGUACCACCAUGCGUGUCGACCGUGAGCACCUAGAGUUGUUAAGAGGCGCCGUCGUGUCGUUCAUGCUGGGCUUUGGGAUGCACGUGCUGGAGGACAUCUGCAAAGCAGGGCGCAUAUCAUUCGACAAGUACACCACGCAGGGAGUAAGGUACUCGUACCGCCUGAAUCUGCGGCUGCGUCAGCUUAGGUGCAUGGUGGAGGAGUACGUCAGGGUGGCAGCGCCGUUCGCGCAGAAGGCCAGCGAGGCGAGGAUGAUCGUCGCGCCCUUCCUGGGCAACCCCGAGCUAUACAGGUGGCUGUUGUCGAUGAACUUCUCGACAUGGUCAAGUGAAGAACAGCGGAUGCAGUGCAGGUUGGCAAUUGUGGUGCUCUACCUGGUGGCGGUGAACCACCAACAUCCGUACGUACGGUCUGAGGACAUCAGGUUUUUGAGGAAAUUCCACUGCCUACCAUGGGCGUCUGCGAUCUCCUUCUGCUGCAAGGAUCCGGCCAUCAACCACAUGGUCGCGCCACUGACCAGCGCGCUUGUUCAGUGUCUGGGUGAGGGGGCGGUGCUCAACCUGGUGUCGGGCGACACCGUCGUAAGCAUGUUGAACGAAGUUAUGAUGAAGGUCUCGACAGGGGAGAAGGAGCUCCACGGGUAUCGCGAAUUGAAGCUGGAAUCGAUUGUGCCAUUGGAGCGCACGACGGUGUACACGCCGUUGCGUAUACUGUGGCCAAAAAUCAUGAGCAAGGUACUCGGUCACACAGUGAGACGCAUGUCGCUGCCACCGAUGCUCUACUAUUCGGUAGCUCACCUGAUGCGGAUCAUAUGGGAGCAUCACGACCCGCAGGAAGGGGCGAAUGCUGCAAUCGUCCACGUCAACAACGAGCAGGGGCGGUUCAAAAAGUUUUACAACGAAGCCAGAAAGCAAUCAUUGGAAGUACAUUGGUCGAUAUGCCAUCUCAACAUGCUGUACUCAAUAGAAAGCACGCUCUUCGACUCGGCGUUCUUGGACAGCAUCAUAUACAACUACGUUGUGGAGCGGGACCCCGCAUCCAGCCCAAGGCAGAAAAACGCGCUCAUGCUGUUCUGCAAUGAGACCAAGGGCGCUGAUAUGCAGAAACUCUUCUCGUCCAACUAUAUCGCACUGCACCAAAACCCCAUCAACGUGCUGCUGCGCAUGCCCAAGAAAGCGGUCCUGAACUCGUUCGCGCUCAGGGCGUUCCCCAAUAUGCUGCUGCAACUCUUCCACAGCCUCUACAAGUACGUCUGUUACGGGUUAUCCAGCUUCAACGUUCACCGGAAAACACAACUGGAGCUCACUCACAUAAACGCCCUGCAGGAGGCAGCGGCGCUCAACGUGAUCCUGGAUAUGCUGCCAGAAAAACUGACUCGAACAGUUGAAAUCAACAUCUCAAGCUUCCUGUGGAUGCUGAGUUCAAGGGCGACCUUCACCGAUGACGUCAUCGCAUCCAGUGGCCUCCCGCCGAAUAAGAUUCUGUUAUGGCUAAACCUCGGUGUCCCAGAGGAGAGAAGGUUUGAGAAGGUGGCCGAGCGGUUCAACGUGGCGGCGGAAAAUCUCCUCAAAUCUACCGCCGUGAACCCCAACGGCACGGGGGAGAACAUCACCAUCAUACCUUCUAAGGACGGGCGGACAACGUGUCUAGAGCCGUACAGCGCGGGGGAUGUGGCGACCUACCACCUGUACACAGUGCUGCUGCAGGUGAUGGAGAUGCCGGAGCUUUCAAAGACACCGGCAAAUAUCGCAGAAGAUGCCAAUGCGCAGCGCUUCGCGUGGGUGAUCGACACCUACUGGCGGUGCUUGCAGAAGGCUAACUUGCGCAACUCCGUGCUGGAGUUCAUCAAGAGCUCAAUAUCAAUCGUGCUUCGCCUGCACUACCUGUGUCCCUGGAUGGUGAACAAGUCUACAGAUCAAUUGCAAACAUGGAUACACACCGACCGCAGCUGCGAGCCGGAGCUGCAAGAGUUCACGAAGUAA
Molecule: messenger RNA, 3231 nt
Organism: Babesia bigemina
Lineage: Eukaryota; Apicomplexa; Aconoidasida; Piroplasmida; Babesiidae
Exons: 5
Coding region: 1-3231 (1076 amino acids)
Source: RefSeq, a predicted model, not a curated record